Molecule: messenger RNA, 2538 nt
Organism: Clupea harengus (Atlantic herring)
Lineage: Eukaryota; Metazoa; Chordata; Actinopteri; Clupeiformes; Clupeidae
Gene: zfand3
Product: AN1-type zinc finger protein 3
Exons: 6
Coding region: 302-1030 (242 amino acids)
Molecular function (GO): zinc ion binding; DNA binding
Source: RefSeq, a predicted model, not a curated record
CUCUUCUUGCAAAGUUGGUACCGUCCGUACUACAGCUGAUCGGCCUCGACCCCCCGGUGCGGUCCAUCGGACUGUCCGCGGCCGUUUUUAAUUUUGAAAUAAUAGAGUUUACAAUUUAUAGAUACCCACGACAGCCUUUACUGUCGACGCAUGCACCAUUGCUUUAUUUAAUAGCCAAGGAUAACUUUUGGGGGUAUUUUUGUUAAUACUUGGACGAGGAAUCCCCUUCAUAACAAUCAGGCCGUGAACCCAUCCUCGGUCUCUCAUAAUAAGUCUGAUUUUCUGACAGCUAUCUAACGUUAUGGGAGACACGGGCAGUGAGAGGAGCAAGCCUUCCACCAUACCACCACGAUGUCCUUGUGGAUUCUGGGGAUCCAGCAAAACCAUGAACCUCUGCUCAAAAUGCUUCUCAGACAUCCACGAGAAGCAGCCAGACGAAGACUGUCCCCCAGAGCCCGAGCCCAGCACUAGCAAUAACCAGUCAGCGGUCUUCUGUAGCGAGACGAACAGCAGCGGUAGCCAAUCCCUGCUGUUGACACCGGCCAGCACUGAGGCGCCCUCACAAGAAGACUCAGGAGCCACACCCCUCCCUGUACAGGAAGAAGCCUCAAGCACAGACGCAGGCCACACCACUCUGUCCACUCCCACGAAACGACCUUGCGACUCCCCCUCGGGCUCUCAGAGCGAGGAGUCCCCAGAGAAGCGGGCGCGUGUGGCUUCACCCUCACCCUCCUCCUCCUCCUCCCCUUCGCCCGCCACCCCGGACGAGACCACAGCAGCGCCCCGCGGGCCCAAGCAGAAGAACCGCCGACGCUGCCACUGCUGCCAAAGCAAACUGGAGCUGGUGCAGCAGGAGCUGGGCUCCUGUCGCUGUGGGUACGUGUUCUGCAUGCUUCACCGGCUCCCCGAGCAGCACGACUGUCUGUUCGACCACCUGGGGCGAGGGCGCGAGGAGGCCGUGCUGAAGAUGGUCAAGCUGGACCGCAAGGUUGGCCGCUCGUGCCAACGCAUCGGGGAGGAGUGCUCCUGAGGAGGCCGCCGCAGGGCAGGGGGUGGACGGACGGACGGACGGACGGAUGGAUGCAGGAAAACAGGAAGGAGGGAUGGAUGGAGGGCUGGGAGGGAGGGGGAAGAUCCUGAAGAUCCACACCUUGACUGCAUUCAAACCCCGCAGGCCCUAGCCACCUAGUCUGACCCUCCAUACACAAACUCUCACACUCACACUCACACUCACACUCACACUCACACUCACACACUCACACCAUGUGCUGCAGAACUCUUCCCUCCAAGGCGAGAAAUGUCCUGCCUCCUGUCCGUCAGUGCACCUUUUGACUCCACCCGUCUGCGACCUCUGACCUCUGACCUUUUGACUUGUGCCCCGUCGUCGUCUGCAUGCCCUUGGCACCCCUCCACCCCCUAACCCGCCCCCCUGCUCUGAGCCUUAAGUGUCCACUGCCCCAGUAACACAGAUGCCUCUUGCCCUCUUGCCCUCCUGCUCCGCACACACUGCUCUCAGAGGACUGGGGCGGUCGGGGGCCCUGCUGUGGAUCUGCUCUUGUGUACGGCUCUCUUAUUUAACCAGCCACAGCCAGGGCGGCGCUCACGCGCUAUGCCCCCCUCUCUCUCGUCCCACUCCUCUUUGAUCAGUGCUUGCACACGUUGCACGGGAAAAUGGGACUCAGCAGUCGUAUUUGAACUUCUGUUACACACACACAACACAAAAUACUCUGCGCCUGUCCGACCACACACACACACACACACACACACACACCCCACACACACACACUGCUCUUUCCUCCUGUGUGCUGGGUCUCUCAAGCUGCUUUGACACUUCCUAACCUCUCUCCCUCUCGUUUGACCCUCUUUGUGACAUGUCAACUGGUGUGUGUGUGUGUGUGUGCGUGUAUAACUGGUCAGCUCAGUCGUGCGUGCAUGAAUACGUGUGUGUGUGUGUGUGUGUGUGUGUGUGUGUGUGUGUGUGUGUGUGUGUGUGUGUGUGUGUGUGUGUGUGUGUGUGUGUGUGUGUGUGUGUGUGUGUGUGUGUGUGUGUGUGUGUGUGUGUGUGUGUGGUUGGUUACCUCAGCAGUCUAUGCCUCCUCUGUCAGUCCGCUCGGCCUACCUCCUCACUGCCUGUCUCUUGCUGAGGUCUGGGCUGAGGGGUGGGGGCAGGGGCAGGUUCCAGGUGGAUGCCCCCCCCCCCCCCUUUAAGCCUCCUCUGAGUGGACUGAGUAGGUCACUCAGGCAUCAGCAUCCCCCCCAUCCCCACUCCCACACUAUAUGCAGACGAGCCGCCCCAUGUCUGAGCCUGAGGCAAGACCUGAGCAUGGUUCUCCUGACUGUCUGUCUGUCUGUCUCUGUCUGUCUGUCUGUCUGUCCCACACAUACUUAGACACACUCACAUCACUGGCAUCACACACACACACACACACACACAUGUGCACGUAUUUUGUCAAACACAUUUGAGCACGUGUGGGGAGCUGAAGGACUGAAGCAGAAUCAGACAGCACCCGGUAGAUUAUUUUUUUUUUUUCUUCAUUU